Molecule: messenger RNA, 673 nt
Organism: Lycium barbarum (goji berry)
Lineage: Eukaryota; Viridiplantae; Streptophyta; Magnoliopsida; Solanales; Solanaceae
Exons: 4
Coding region: 141-404 (87 amino acids)
Biological process (GO): mRNA splicing, via spliceosome
Cellular component (GO): precatalytic spliceosome; U2 snRNP
Source: RefSeq, a predicted model, not a curated record
UUAUUAAAUAUAGAAAUGUGUUUGAUGAACUAAAGAGUGCUUUUGCCGCGAAUAUGCCAGUCCAUAUAUACCCGAAAGCGUGACCCGUUUCAGUCCUCAACAAUACUCUCAAUUCGUUUGAUCUUCCAGCUGUGCAAAAAAUGCAGGCUAGUGACAGGUUCAAUAUCAACUCCCAGCUUGAGCACUUACAAGCUAAAUAUGUGGGAACAGGACAUGCCGACUUGACUAGAUUUGAGUGGGCGGUAAACAUUCAGCGUGACAGCUAUGCAUCCUAUGUUGGCCACUACCCAAUGUUGGCGUAUUUUGCCAUUGCAGAAAAUGAAUCAAUUGGAAGAGAACGCUACAAUUUUAUGCAGAAAAUGCUUUUGCCUUGUGGUCUCCCACCUGAAAGGGAAGAUGAUUAAGAGUUUCAAUGGAUAGCACCCUGCAGACUCAGACCUCUGUCAAGCCAAAACCUUGCUGCUUUGAUCUCCAGCUCAUAACACGUAAGGUUGUUAGUGAUGUGAAAGAUUUGACUUGUAUUAAUCCCGAGUGAUCUAGCGAAAGCACAUUCAUAGAUACAAUAUCUUGAGUUAAUUUAGUUGUUUUUUCAUGUUCAACUAACAGAUAAAUAUUUCAAGUUCAUUAGUUGUUUUUUCUUGCUCAAGUGCUAAAGAGAGUUGUUUAACAUCAA